CCGUCCAGAAGGAGAACAGAGUAGGUUGAAAAUGGCCGAUCUCAAGAUGCAGGACGUCUUCGUCACCUUUUUUCUGAUGCUGACAACUGCUCCCUGUCUCCGUGCAUCAGAUGGCUUUGAUGACAGUCAGUUUGUGUACGAUUAUGAGUCCCUGAAGAUGGUGGGGCUGAUCAUUGCCGGUAUUCUGUGUGCGAUGGGAAUUAUCAUACUGCUGAGUGGGAAAUGCCGAUGCAAAUUUAACAAGCAGAACGAGCCGAGGCACCGAGCCCAGGAACAGCAGCUCAUCGCUCCAGGGAGCGCCAGUCGCUGCUGAACAUGAAGUUCAUUCAAAACGUUGUUUUUUUUAUUAUUUUUUUUUAAACUUACUUUAUAACAGUUUGUGCUUCGCAGCCUUUGAUUCCUCCCCCCUCCCCCCAUCCUUGUUAUGUAAACUGUUUUCUGUAACAUUUUUAACUACUAAUUCAAUAAAGUCGGUUUGUUUUCUCACA
Molecule: messenger RNA, 488 nt
Organism: Rana temporaria (common frog)
Lineage: Eukaryota; Metazoa; Chordata; Amphibia; Anura; Ranidae
Product: FXYD domain-containing ion transport regulator 3-like
Exons: 8
Coding region: 32-313 (93 amino acids)
Biological process (GO): regulation of sodium ion transmembrane transporter activity
Cellular component (GO): membrane
Molecular function (GO): sodium channel regulator activity
Source: RefSeq, a predicted model, not a curated record